AUGUCGACAGUACCAGCAAUUCAACUCCUGCCACCUCCCAUCGACGUCUCGUUCGGAGAUGAGCACGCGCCUCUUCCACAAUGUACCGCCAACCUGAUGCCGUUCGGGAUCGACUACGACGGACCUGCGCCCAUAGAUUCGUUUCUCGUCCAACAACCCGCGCCUCAAGAAGGAUCCGGUACUGCCAUAGACAGCUUCAUCUCGGCAUUUAGAGGCAGAGCAAUCCAGUCGACGCCGUUGCCGCUUCCGGCUGGGUUUGCAGCCAAGAUCGUAUCGGUAUCUCAGGUCGUCUCGAGCCCCGCUAGCACCAGUCACGCCGCCCGCUCAGGCAUCGAUGUAGAGGCUCGAACUGCAAAGAACGAGCUGGAGAGAGAGAACAAACGCAGGAGAAUAGCCACCCAGCCGCCGGCUAAACAGCAAAAGUUCUCCAUGGAUAGCGAUGACGACGACAACGAGGAAGAGGAAGAGGAAGUAGAGUUCCAAAAUGAUGUCGAUGCCAACUCGACGCACGAUGUAUCUCCACCGCCGCAAACUACCGGACAACAAGCCACAGAAACACAGGCGAAACCGAACAAUGCAGGUCCAACAAUACACAUCGAACCAAUCGCACACAUCCACCCGAAUCACUUGACCGUCUGGGGCCCCGAUGGUCCCAUCGACAAAGGCGACGAUUCCUUCUUCCGUACCGUAGGCGAGUGGUAUUCGGUCGUCGCGCCUUUGUUACACGCCUAA
This is a messenger RNA of Sporisorium graminicola, 732 nucleotides long. RefSeq lists its product as uncharacterized. Bases 1 to 732 code for a protein of 243 amino acids. The record is from RefSeq and is a predicted model, not a curated record. NCBI's taxonomy places the organism in Eukaryota, Fungi, Basidiomycota, Ustilaginomycetes, Ustilaginales, Ustilaginaceae. Gene Ontology annotation, biological process: RNA catabolic process. The transcript is spliced from 2 exons. Gene Ontology annotation, cellular component: ribonuclease H2 complex.